Messenger RNA from Dermacentor albipictus, 953 nucleotides. RefSeq names its product neprilysin-2-like. Gene Ontology annotation, biological process: protein processing. Gene Ontology annotation, molecular function: metalloendopeptidase activity. Gene Ontology annotation, cellular component: plasma membrane. The record is from RefSeq and is a predicted model, not a curated record. Lineage: Eukaryota; Metazoa; Arthropoda; Arachnida; Ixodida; Ixodidae.
GUUCGUUAACAGGGAGCAAUGUGACCAAUUAAGCCUACACUGCUUCAUCACAUGUUAGAUUCAGUGCCGGACGUGACUACGGACAAAUUUUUCGACGCAUGGAGGAAGGCACGAUCGGUUUCGUGUCAUCACACUUGGGCUGACCAGAAGACCUGGAUCUUCGAUGAAACUCAAGUGAACGCCUAUUAUAUUACUAAUACCAAUACUGUGGUUAUUCCAACCGCAAUUCUCCAGCUCCCCUUCUUUUAUACCGGAACUCCUCCUGCUAUCAACUAUGGCGGCAUUGGCAUGGUAGUUGGUCACGAGAUUAUGCAUGGUUACGACGUAAAUGGGACCAUGUACGACGCUUCCGGGACGCACCGUCCCUGGGCAACGCCUGAGUUCCUAGGGAACUACACAGAGAAGGCUCUCUGCUUGCGAGAAUCUCACAAAGCUGCCAAGAAAAUGAAAGCCCGGCAGGCUCUGCUUGACGACACACUCGACUCGGAAAACCUCGCUGACUUCGCGGGCACCGCGACUGCUUACGCAGCCUACGCUUCGUUGCCCGCCCUCCAGCGGAAUCUGAAGCUUCCGGGCCUCAACUUGAGGGCCGAUCAUCUCUUCUUCGUUGCCCACUGCGCCAAGUGGUGCGAGAACGUGGACGACGCUUCAGCACGCUAUGCCGCUGGCCGCUCGCGCUGCAUUGUGCCACUUUCGAACAUGGUCGAGUUCUCGGACGCGUUCGGCUGUGCGCCAGGGACUCCCAUGAAUCCGCCCAAGAAGUGCGUCUUCUGGUUGUGACCGCGGUUCGUGGGCCUUGUGUAGUUUCACGCUCGACCUCCAUUGUGCCUUUAUUGUCAUUGGCAUUGGUGCUUAAGUUUUUGGUGAGAACAACCGGAGUAGCGCCACACAAAAGACUUUCCUUGCCCCUGUGUUUUGUCGUAUUGAAGCCUAAUAUAUGUGUGCGAUCGUAA